This is a messenger RNA of Penicillium macrosclerotiorum, 1227 nucleotides long. RefSeq names its product DUF453 domain protein. The coding region runs from base 1 to 1227 and encodes 408 amino acids. The transcript has a single exon. The record is from RefSeq and is a predicted model, not a curated record. Lineage: Eukaryota; Fungi; Ascomycota; Eurotiomycetes; Eurotiales; Aspergillaceae.
AUGAUCUUUCGGAAUAACAGGUUCAAUAAGACUCUAGUGCCUUUCUGGGCGCCCCUCGGCGCACCAGGUCGGCGUUUGCUCCAGACCAGACAGAACUCUCUGCCAGCGGCAUAUUAUCGCGGUGGAACCUCAAGAGCGGUCUUUUUCAGACAAGAGGAUCUUCCAUCCGAACGCAAGCACUGGGACUCGAUCUUCCGGGGGGUAAUUGGCAGUCCGGACCCCUAUGGUCGGCAACUCGAUGGACUUGGGGGCGGCAUCUCCAGUCUCUCCAAGGUGUGCGUGGUGGGCCCGUCUACACAUCAUGACGCCGAUGUGGAUUAUACGUUCGUGUCGUUGGGUAUCAAAAACACAGAUGUCGACUACUCGAGCAAUUGUGGGAACAUGAUCAGCGCCGUUGGCCCUUUCGCGGUAGAUUCAGGGUUAUUAACCUUUGCAGCGAAGGGUGCAGGGUCGGCCAAGGUUCGUAUCCACAAUACCAACAGCGGCAAGAUAAUCCACUCGUUGUUUCCCGUCGUCGAUGGCGAGGCUGAUUCCGGUGGUGACUUCUCAAUUGAUGGGGUGGCUGGCACUGCCGCCCGUAUUCAACUCGAUUUCAUCAAUCCGGCAGGCUCGGCAACAGGCAAACUACUGCCAACCGGACACGCAACGGACACGAUUGACGGCAUCGAGGCUACUUGUAUUGAUGCUGCUAAUCCCUGUGUAUUUGUGCGAGCCUGUGAUCUCGGUGUGGAUGGGAACUUGACGCCAGAUGAGAUCAGUGCUCACCGAGACCUUCUUCGCCGGUUGGACUCUAUUCGGCGCCAAGCUGGCGUCAGGAUGGGUCUCGCAGAGACCAAUACCGCUGUCCCGGGCAGCAUCCCGAAGAUCUGCUUGGUUGCAGCACCUUCGGCCUCAAAUGCACGGGACAAAGUGCAGAAACAAACCUCUACUGAUAUCGAUCUCCUUGCUCGGGCGCUCUCAGUGGGUCAGCCUCACAAAGCAGUUCCGAUUACCGUCGCUCUUGCCUUGGCUGCUGCGGCACGAGUACCGGGCAGUACAGUAGCGGAGGUAGUUAUAGGCAAGGAUCUCGUCGAUACGUCAGGGAUUACAAUUGGCCAUGCCAGUGGUAAUCUGUUGGUCGGUGCUAGCUUUGAUGCAGAUGGUACGUUGAGCUCCGCAACCGUCUUUCGUACUGCACGACGCCUAUUUGAGGGUCGUAUCUUCUGGAAGGGUGAGGGCUCAAACUAA